Coprinopsis cinerea okayama7#130 is the source of this 1347-nucleotide messenger RNA. RefSeq lists its product as hypothetical. The record is from RefSeq and is a predicted model, not a curated record. The coding region runs from base 1 to 1347 and encodes 448 amino acids. NCBI's taxonomy places the organism in Eukaryota, Fungi, Basidiomycota, Agaricomycetes, Agaricales, Psathyrellaceae. The transcript is spliced from 2 exons.
AUGCCUACUCUCAACUGGAUCAAGAAUCUACUGCCACUGGGUCCACCCGACGCGCAGAAGAUGAUCACGAAAGCGUAUCAGAACCGACUCAGGAACGAAAGUCUCCCCAUAUACAAGCUUCCACCCGAGGUUCUCGUUAAAAUCUUCUUCUUCUGCCGCGAGAUAAGCUGGGAACCCGUGGAUUCGGUUGACGAGGUCAAACAGGGUGAACUCCUCAACACCAACAACCCCGAUCGUGCCACUGUCGAAAGUCUCGCAAAGUACACCUGGCGCUGGCCCAAAGUCGCUCAUGUGUCUCAUCACUGGAGAGCUGUGGCCAUUGGAUGUCCCACAUUGUGGUCUGAGUUUCAUUGGUUCGACUUUGCCCACACUGGCUGGAUGGAAGAGAAAUUGGCGAGAACCCAAGCCGUCCCGGUGAGCUUGCAGAUUCCGUACUGCUUGCAUUAUAAGUUGGCCGCUAUCCUCUUCGUUGCCGCCCAUCGCAUGAAGUCUUUGGAUAUUCAGUUUGUCUGCGAGCGCGGUGACAAGUUCGCUGAAGAGGUCAAGGUGUAUUCUGAGGGUAUGCCAAUGGACGUUCUAGAAUCCCUGGAAAUCUGCGGGUACAAUGCCACAGAUGAUACGGACGAUUAUGCCCUCCCUGCAGACUUUUUGGAUGUGUCCACCCCAAACCUCCGCUCACUUAAGUCUUACUGCGCGCUGCCAUGGGACGCCAGUUUGCUCCAAGUUGGAAGCUUGACUUCGCUGGAUAUGUCGUCCACCCACUCGCCGACCGCAGAACAGGUCUUCAACAUCUUCAAGGCUGCGCCUAAGCUCACCUAUGUUAAGCUUAGCUCACGGCUGCCCGCUUACGACGCGUUUGCGCUUUAUAGUCGAACAUCGCACGAGAGGAUCUCCCUCCCUCACCUCGAAUAUUUCGAGGUCGAAACCAGUCAUUUGGAAUCGUGCAGUGGCCUCUUCAAGAACAUUAUCAUCCCGCGUUCCGCUACAGUUAUCGUCCGAACCGAUGAAGCUAUUACAUCUGCCACACGAGAGAACCCUAUCAAGUCCAUUUACGCCAGCUGGGUCGAGGCAAACAUCCUCCCCGAAGUCCUUCAAUUCGUCAAAGCGUUACGUUCCGCUUGGUUCGCUACGAUCGACAACGCCACCUAUAAAUGGCUCGAAUUCAGCCUCGAAGCGUCUGAAUGGAGCCAGGAGUAUUUCGAGCAACCUGUCUUUCUCGACAACAACGCUGAGCAGCUCGUCAAAGUUAUCUGGCUUGCUUGCGAGGCAUCCUUGGAAGAGUGGGAAUGGAAGAAUGAAUGCAAGCGAUGGGUCCCGCCUAUGACGAUGACGAUGAAACUUGUUUGA